Messenger RNA from Strongylus vulgaris, 297 nucleotides. Lineage: Eukaryota; Metazoa; Nematoda; Chromadorea; Rhabditida; Strongylidae. The record is from the annotation of a GenBank genome assembly.
AUGCUCCUUCCUCAGUACUCUGAUGGAGAAGAUCCUAUUGACGGAUUUCUGCUGCUAGGUCUACUUCCUUUGACGGGAGCAUUUACAUGCCCGGCUAACACUAUCUACCACGAAGAAUUUUCCAGAUGCUACAAAUUCUCUACCGAUCCACUUCCGUUCUACAUGGCCGAAGAGGCCUGUAUCGAUCUUGGCGGGCAUCUCAUAUCUCUGGGAGGGGGACUGGAGAAUGCGAUGGUUGCUGGUAGAGACAGCACAGCAGCAGAAGAUCGGCUCUUCCUACUUCAUCGGCGUCAAUAA